AUGGCUGCUGCCGUACGGGAUACUGUUACCAAUCUAAUUGGCAAAAUUGCGGGCAUGGGAGUCCAGGACGCCCCGCCACGCCAGCCCUCCGCCGAAGAGGUUGCAGAGCUCAAGAAGAAGUACGAGCUGGCAAAGCAAGGACAAGUAUUUGCUCGCUUCGACUCCCUCACCUCCAACGAACAGGCCCAGCUCUUCCACCAGCUUUCCUCCUUUGACCCCGAUCACAUUAACAAACUCGUCAAACGGGCCAACGCAGACUCUGCCAGCGCACUGAACAGCAGUGAACCCAAGGCCCUUGAGCCUCUGCCAGAGAGCUCAACUGCGUCGAUACUUGACUCCGACCCAAAGGAUCUAGAACGAUGGUACAGCGAGGGAAUGAAGCUCAUCGGCGAGAACAAGGUGGCCGUUGUGCUCAUGGCUGGUGGUCAGGGAACAAGACUUGGGAGCUCUGAUCCGAAGGGAUGCUUCGACAUCGGUCUGCCCAGUGGGAAGUCCCUGUUCCAGAUUCAGGCUGAGCGUAUUGCUAAGCUACAGUCUUUGGCUGCCGAGGAGUCAAAUAAGAAGAAUAUCGUUGUGCCCUGGUACAUCAUGACUAGCGGGCCAACCAGACAGGCAACUGAGGAGUUCUUUACCGGCAACAACUACUUUGGCCUUUGCAAGGAGAAUGUUACGAUCUUCAACCAAGGCGUGUUACCCUGUAUCUCCAACGAUGGAGAGAUACUUCUCGAGAGUGCUUCAAAGGUUGCGGUUGCCCCUGAUGGAAACGGAGGUAUCUACCAGGCUCUUGUCAACUCUGGCGUCAGGGAUGACAUGAAGAAGCGCGGAAUUGAACACAUCCACGCCUACUGUGUAGACAACUGCCUUGUCAAGGUGGCUGACCCUACUUUCAUCGGUUUUGCUGCAUCCAAAAAAGUUGACAUUGCCACCAAAGUUGUGCGGAAGCGCAAUGCUACCGAGUCUGUUGGCCUGAUUGUCCUCAGCAAUGGCAAGCCAGGCGUCGUAGAAUACUCUGAGAUCGACGAAGCCACGGCAAAUGCCAUUGAUCCCAAACAGGCCGGCGUCCUCAAGUUCAGGGCAGCUAACAUUGUUAACCACUAUUACUCCUUUAGCUUCUUUGAGUCGAUCGAGAAAUGGUCCUCCGAUCUACCACACCACAUCGCCCGCAAAAAGAUACCUUUCUAUGAUACCAAAACUGGUACUACCGUUAAGCCUGAGUCUCCCAACGGAAUCAAGCUUGAACAAUUCGUCUUUGAUGUCUUUCCCUUUAUCCCACUUGAGAAGUUCGCCGCGAUUGAGGUCAAGAGAGAAGACGAGUUCUCCCCUCUCAAGAACGCCAGAGGUAGCAAGGACGAUAACCCAGACACCAGUAAGAAGGACAUCAUGCAGCAGGGCCUACGCUGGAUCAAGGCUGCUGGAGCUGUCGUCAGCGAAGAGCACACCAGCCUCGGCAUCGAAGUGUCUCCCUCUAUCAGCUACGGUGGUGAGGGUCUGGCUUUCCUCAAAGGCCGUACCAUCAGUACCCCUGCACUAAUUGAGACAGAAGGCGAUAAGGCAUAG
Messenger RNA from Trichophyton rubrum CBS 118892, 1557 nucleotides. RefSeq lists its product as uncharacterized. The transcript has 3 exons. Gene Ontology annotation, biological process: UDP-N-acetylglucosamine biosynthetic process. The coding region runs from base 1 to 1557 and encodes 518 amino acids. Gene Ontology annotation, molecular function: UDP-N-acetylglucosamine diphosphorylase activity. Lineage: Eukaryota; Fungi; Ascomycota; Eurotiomycetes; Onygenales; Arthrodermataceae. The record is from RefSeq and is a predicted model, not a curated record.